UGUUAUCCACCCGGACUACAGCCCAGGGCAGCAGGUCAGAGUGUGGGCCUUGGGACAGCCCCCACCCUGGGUUUGUGACUUGGAGUGAGCUACAUAAUUUGGAAGGUGCUGAUCAUAAUGGUACUUACCUCAGUGGUUUGGUGUGUUUUAGGAAAUAAUGCCCAGGAUUGUGUAACUACAGCCUCAGGCACAGUGUGGCCAACAGCAUGAAGCCACCAUGAAGCGCUCCCAUAGUGCUGUUGGUAGUACUGAUACAGGAAACCAACUGUAAAGUGCUACCUGAAUAUAAUUCUGAUGUUAGCUUGCGUCGAUUGGAAAACAUUGGAAGGUACAGUCUUCACCCAAAGGCAUCUAUGAAGGAGCAGGAGUGGGUUUGGAAAAGGAGUUUGAGAUGGAAAAUGCUCAAGCUGGAGCCCCAGAAAAACCAGAAACAAGACUGGACCCUCAAAAAGAAGCACACGGAGGUGACCCCAAUGAAAGCCCAUUGCAGGUUACAUCGAGCCAUGUGGCUCUUCUGGUCGCAGAGGUCCUGAACACAGCACAGGCCUUGAGCACAGCACAGGCUGAGGAGAAGAUGGCUGUUCUCCCCGUGGCCAGCAACGCACUCCACACGUCCAUCAAAGAGUCUGAGUUCCCGCAGAAAGGCAGCGAUGUCCCUGAGUUCCCAGAAGACACCACGCAUCCCAAGAAAGGCAACAUCUCUGGAACCUCAGCUAAAACCCCACGGCCAAAGCAUAGCAACACCCCCAAGUCUUUGGUAAAAAAGACCCAGCCCAAACAGGGGAACACCCCCAAGUCCUCAGAGAAAACCAUCCUGUCCGAAGAGGACAGCAUCCCCACAUCCUUGGAGGAAAUGACUCAGCCCAAAGUGGGUGACAGCUCCAAGGCCUCAGACAAAACCAACCAUUUCCACCGAGGGAGCAUUCCCAAGGCCUCAGACAAAACCAACCAUUUCCACCGAGGGAGCAUUCCCAAGGCCUCAGACAAAACCAACCAUUUCCACCGAGGGAGCAUUCCCAAGGCCUCAGAGAAAACCAAGCAGUUCAACCCAGAGAACAUUCUCAAGGCCCCAGCAAACACCAUCCAGUCCAAACACAGUAAUACCCCCAAGUCCUUGGCAAAAAAUACCCAGCCCAAACAAGAGAACAUUCCCAAGUCUUUAGCAAGUACAGCCCAACAUAGAAAGGACGAUGUCCCCAAGUCCUCAGAGGAAGCCACCCAGCCCAGCGAGGAUGCCAUCCCCAAGCUCCCAGAGGAAGCCCCCCAGCCCAGAGAGGGUGACACCUCCCAGUCCUCAGAGGAAACCGUGGAGCCCAAGGAAGACUCCAAAAAAGAAUCAGUGGAGCUCCCCACGGAGGAUGUGGUGAAGGUGAUCAUGGGCAAGCAGGACUUCCAGGAGGCGCUUAAGGAGGCUGGGGAGAGGCUGGUGGCUGUGGACUUCUCAGCCACAUGGUGUGGGCCCUGCAGGACCAUCCGGCCGCUUUUCCAUUCUUUGUCUCUGAAGCACAACGACGUCAUGUUCCUGGAAGUGGACGCCGAUGACUCUGAUGAGCUGGUGAGAGACUGUGAGAUUGUUUGUCUCCCAACCUUUCACUUUUAUAAAAAAGAAGAAAAGGUGGGUGAGCUUUGUGGUGCUCAGAAGGAAAAACUCGAAGCAAUAAUUACAGAAUUAAAGUAACCGUAUAUUCUGAGAACAUUGCAAACUGCA
Molecule: messenger RNA, 1708 nt
Organism: Chinchilla lanigera (long-tailed chinchilla)
Lineage: Eukaryota; Metazoa; Chordata; Mammalia; Rodentia; Chinchillidae
Gene: Txndc2
Product: thioredoxin domain containing 2 (spermatozoa)
Exons: 3
Coding region: 392-1678 (428 amino acids)
Source: RefSeq, a predicted model, not a curated record